AUGGCAAUCGUUCAAGCUGGUUGGUUUUGGGUCGCAUUGCAAGUUUGGACAUCGUGCAACAAUCUGCCGUCUUCUACCGCUCCUAAGAUAGUCUCCUCAGACAUCGAUUCCGUUGUUCUCCUGAAGCUUAGGCCUCUCAUCACACAUUUCUACGUCUUCCCAUUCUUAGUUGCAUAUCCUUUAGCAGCUUAUGCUUAUUUUGUGGAGUAUGACAAAUAUCUCCGAUCAGUUGAUGGCGAGUCUCAGGAAUGGACUUUUCUGCUUUGUGUCACCGUCUUUGGCGGACAUGCUUUGACUUGGCUCUCUACCCGUUGGAGUACUCGUAUCAGACAAGUAGCAACGUGUUGGCAGGUGGCAGACAUUCAAUCAGCUAAUAUCAUCAAAGCAAUCCCUAAACCUAAUCGUGGUAGCCCUGCCUUCUGCCCCAUUCAGCGCUCUCAGCGAACUGUCAAGAAGCCGAAUUCCAAAGCGAGUGAACCCGAGAAGGAGACUGUUCUAUUCAUCGAAUACCAACGUGACGAUUACUUCUACACCCCUGAAACAAACACCUUCAACUUGUUGGCUUACCCUUCAGACCAGAACCCUACUCUAGCCACUUUUAAUAGUACUACCGGAAUUGCUACAGAGACAGAUCUAGCUUUGACUAAGGAACUCUAUGGCAAAAACACUUUCAAUAUCCCCGUACCGACCUUCUUUGAGCUUUUGGGUGAACACAUGCAGGCACCCUUCUUCGUCUUUCAGAUGUUCUCCGUCGGACUUUGGUUUCUCGAUCAAUAUUGGUAUUACAGCUUAUUCACACUAUUCAUGCUCAUUGUCUUUGAAUGUACUACGGUCUUCCAACGUCUUCGGACCCUCAAUGAGUUUCGCACAAUGUCGAUCAAGCCUUACAUGAUCCAGGUCUAUCGUUGUGGAAAGUGGGCUGAGAUCUCAACCGAAGAUCUUGUACCAGGUGAUCUUGUGUCAGUAUUGCGGACCAAGGAAGAUUCUGGUGUGCCAUGCGAUCUACUGCUUCUACGUGGCUCUUGUAUUGCAAGUGAGGCGAUGUUGUCGGGUGAAUCAACUCCGCUCUUGAAGGAAUCUGUAGAGUUGAGGACUGGUUCAGAUCGCUUGGAUUUCCUCGGUGCAGAUCGCAAUUCAGGACUAUUUGGUGGUACAAAGAUUUUACAGGUGACACCUCAAGAGGCUGUCAAAGGUCAAAAACACAUCACUACACCCGAUGGUGGUUGUCUAGCUACCGUUUUACGUACAGGAUUUGGUACCACUCAAGGUCAAUUGGUCCGGACAAUGAUCUUUUCCACUGAAAAAGUCACGGCCAAUAACUUUGAGAGCUUUCUCUUCUUGGCUUUCCUCAUGUUCUUUGCCAUCAUUGCAAGUCGUUACGUAUGGGUCAAGGGAGUGGAGCGCAACCUCAAGCGCUCCAAGCUCCUCUUGGAUUGUGUCAUCAUCAUCACUUCGGUCGUGCCACCAGAAUUGCCUAUGGAACUAUCCAUGGCUGUGAAUGCUUCGUUGGUUGCGCUAUCGAAAUAUGUUUCUCAUUUGACAGCGAUUUUUUGCACGGAGCCCUUCAGAAUUCCUUCCGCGGGUCGGGUCGAUAUUUGUUGCUUCGACAAAACCGGAACAAUUACCGGCGAAGACCUCAUGGUAGAAGGUGUGGUUGGGGUCGAUCAGCAGGACUUAUUGCGACUCGUGCCGCUCAAUCAAACUAAUCUAGAGACUACACUUACACUCGCCUCAGCCCAUGCUCUUGUACUCCUCGAAGAUGGUGUCAUCGGUGAUCCCAUGGAAAAAACAACAAUCGAUGCUGCUGGGUUUCAGUUUUCGUCACUGCUGAAGCGGAUGUCUACUGUCUCAACGGUCAUGAUGCCUGAUCGACAAAGCAAAACUAUGGUCUCUGUCAAAGGCGCACCUGAAGUUCUUAAGACAAUGAUAGCUCAGGUCCCAUCCCAUUAUGAGGAUACUUAUAAGUACUACACGCGUCGUGGAAGCCGUGUACUGACCUUGGCUUACAAAUUUAUGGAUAUCAGUGGGGUCGGUAAAUUGAAUGACCUCACACGGGAUCAAGUCGAGCGUGAUCUUGUGUUUGCCGGUUUUCUGGUUUUCACUUGCCCUCUGAAGCCGGAUGCGAUCGAGACAUUGAAAAUGCUCGCUGACUCAUCUCAUCGGUGUGUCAUGAUCACCGGCGAUAACCCCUUGACGGCCGUUCAUGUGGCUCGAGAGGUCGAAAUUGUAGAUCGGCAGUGCUUAAUUCUUGACAAACGGGAGAAUGCCACAAGUGAUACAGACGUGUCUACCUAUUCAGAUCUGGUAUGGAGAACUGUGGAUGAUAGUCUGAUUAUUCCAGCCGACCCUGCAAAGCCGAUUGACCGCAAGAUACUUGAUGACUACGACUUAUGUAUGACCGGUACGGCGGUCACGCACUUUUCAACGACACCCAAUUGGCACGAUCUAGUCCAGAAUGUAUGGGUAUAUGCUCGAGUCUCACCCUCUCAAAAAGAGAUGGUGGUCACUUCCCUUCGAUCACUCGGCUAUGUCACUCUUAUGGCUGGUGAUGGUACAAAUGAUGUAGGUGCCUUGAAGGCGGCACAUGUAGGUGUAGCAUUGCUGGACGGCUCGCCCGAAGAUUUGAAAGCCAUAGCGGAACAUCAGCGAAAUGAGCGUUUGAAAAAGAUUUGGGAGACUCAACUGAAAAUCUCUCAAAGACUCAACCAGCCACCGCCUUCUGUACCAGCUCCUCUUGCACAGAUUUACCCAGAAUUGGUUGAGGUUCAACAAAAAGCACUGAAAAGUGGCCAUGAGGCGCGUAAGGCGAACCCAAUGGAAAAGUUCAACUUGAGCGACAUCACUUCCAAAAUGGCCGACAUGGAAGAAGAUUCGGGCGGACCACCUCAAAUCAAACUGGGUGACGCUUCAGUGGCGGCGCCUUUCACAUCAAAACUGUCACAUGUUGCCGCUGUCUCGACUAUCAUACGACAGGGUAGAUGUACACUCGUGGCUACAACUCAGAUGUACAAAAUCCUAGCAUCCAACUGUCUCAUCUCAGCUUACAGUUUGAGUGUCCAAUAUCUGGACGGGGUCAAGUUUGGUGAUUAUCAAAUGACCAUCCAGGGCAUGUGCAUGUCGGCAUGUUUCCUCUGUAUAUCUCGUGCUAAGCCGGUUGAGAGGCUCUCAAAGGAGCGUCCACAGGGUAGUAUCUUCAAUGGAUACGUGGUGGUGACUGUGAUGGCUCAGUUCUUCUGCCAUCUUGCAGCGUUGAUCUACAUUACCGCACUGUGUGAAAAGACAUCGCCUCGAUCGAAAGACAUCAAUUUGGAUGCUGAAUUUGAGCCAAGUCUGCUAAACAGCGCUAUAUAUCUCUUGUCGACCUGUCAGAGUGUAGCAACAUUCGCAGUUAACUUCCAAGGCCGACCGUUCCGGGAGGACAUCAAAGAAAACAAACCGCUCUUUUACGGAUUACUGGGAGCCGCAGCAGUAGCAUUUUGUGGUGCAACAAACUUUGUACCGGAGGCUAAUGGAUGGCUACAACUGGUGGACAUGCCAACAAGCUUCCGAACUCAAUUGUGUAUUGUCAUGCUCCUUGAUUUUGGUGGUUCAUUCUUGAUGGAAAUCAUUGCCAAGAACCUUUUGUCAGAUGUCAGACCGAGACCGAUGGUCACAAAAGGAAUUGAAAGAAGAGAAGAAAGAAGAAGAAUAGAAGAAACUGAAAAAUCUAAAUUGAAAGCAAUUGAAGAUGAAAAAGCAGAAGCAGAAGCGAUUGCUAAUUUAGAGAAGAAAUUGAUUGGAUCAUCAUCAACAUCAUCUGGUGAAGAUGAAAAAGCAUUGAGACAAAGGAAGGGCAAAUCUAGUAAAGCUAAAUAAACGUUAGAAUUCAAUCAGAGGACUAUUAGAGUUUCUUUAUAUGUUUUAACAAUUGAAGCAUGGUUCAAGAUGUGAUGAUUUGUUUAAGUUGGGUUUUGUCUUAAGCAUCUCAUAUUUUGUUCAUUUGAAGUUGUAAUAGAUCAUCAUAUUUGGGAAUCAUUAGAUUAUGACACUAUUUACAAAAUUAUGAUCAAGUUGAGGUAACAAUCUUAAUCUAAAGUUUUGUGCAA
Molecule: messenger RNA, 4085 nt
Organism: Melampsora larici-populina 98AG31
Lineage: Eukaryota; Fungi; Basidiomycota; Pucciniomycetes; Pucciniales; Melampsoraceae
Exons: 13
Coding region: 1-3855 (1284 amino acids)
Biological process (GO): intracellular calcium ion homeostasis
Cellular component (GO): endoplasmic reticulum membrane
Molecular function (GO): P-type ion transporter activity; nucleotide binding
Source: RefSeq, a predicted model, not a curated record